Rhea pennata is the source of this 842-nucleotide messenger RNA. It is a transcript of the gene NFKBIL1, whose product is annotated as NFKB inhibitor like 1. The transcript has 4 exons. The record is from RefSeq and is a predicted model, not a curated record. Bases 45 to 803 code for a protein of 252 amino acids. Lineage: Eukaryota; Metazoa; Chordata; Aves; Rheiformes; Rheidae. Gene Ontology annotation, cellular component: nucleus. Gene Ontology annotation, biological process: negative regulation of toll-like receptor signaling pathway; canonical NF-kappaB signal transduction.
CGCCCCUUCCGCCCCCUCCAGGGCUGCUUCCGCCCGGGGCCGCCAUGGGCUCCCGCCGGCGGCGCCGGGCCCCCGGCGAGGGGCGCCGCGGAGAGGAGGAGCCCCCCGCGCCCCCGCGCUGCCGCCACCCGGAGCCGGAGGUCCCCCCGGAGCCCCCCAGCCUAGACAGCGGCUGGCACCAGCGGCUGCUCCAGGAGUGGGAGGACGAGUGCGGUGAGCCCCAGUGCUACCAAGAGGACUUCGACGUACCAGAGCCGGAGCCCUACGAUGCCUGGGCUGACCGCAUCGCGGAGGAGCACCACCGCAAACGGAGCCGCUGGGGCGGCCUCAGUGCCUCCAGGGGCCCCCUGAAAUCAGCACGCGGCCCCUCGCCCUGGCACCAUGAGGCUGAAUCCCAGCUCUACUGGCAGCGCCAGCACGAGAAGGAGGAGCAGGUGCAGCAAGCCCGGGCCCAGCGCGCUGGGAGAGGGCCUAAAACCAGUGCCAGUGCCAGAGAGCCCCUCAACAACCAGGAGCCCUCCGAAGCCGGCACACUGCUCCGCUACGACGACAUCCCCUGGCCCUGCACGGGCGGGGGGCCCGAGGCCAUGGCGGCAGCGGCACUGGCGGCUGUUCCGGCCCCCCCUGCCGGCGCCCCUGGGCCCUACCGGCGCCUGCUGCGGCAGCAACGGGCCCGCUGGCACCCCGACCGCUUCGCCCAGCACUGGGGGAGCCGCCUGCACCCCCGGGACCGCCAGCGGGUCCUGGCCACCGUCACCGCCCUUUCGCAGGCCCUUAACCGCCGGGCUGACGCUGCCAAGUGACACGCGGGGCAAUAAAUGGGGCAUCUCUCCCCAGCACCC